AUGGAGCGAAAAGCGUCUCAUAACCUGUUUGAGGUUUAUCUACGGCUACGGCCCCCGCCUUCGCGACAUGGUGAUGGGGAUCGUAUUCUUGAUGUUGAACCCGCUGAGGACGAUUCACAUCCUAAGCAUAUUAUUCUGAAUCCGCCUACAGAUCGACGUAGGGCGAUUGAGAAGUUCGCGUUCACACAGGUCUUUGAGGAAGAUGCAACCCAGCUCGAUGUCUUCCAUUGCACAGAGAUCGUCCCCUUCGUUGAAGGCGUUUUGGCACCAGAGGGCGGCGAGGGAACAGAUGCUGUCGUCGCUACUUUGGGAGUGACAGGUUCCGGCAAGACGAAGACACAUACGAUCCUCGGAAGCAAGACACAACGCGGCCUGACCCAACUAACGAUGGACGUCCUCUUCCGCUCAAUCGGCGAAAACAUCCUCGACCCCAACGCCGCCUUCACAGCCCAAGAUUCCCUCCAAGCCAUCGACGGCGCCGAGUCCUCCCUAACAACCGCGUCCCACUUCUUCGACCCUCCCUUUCGCGACUCAGUCGCUUCGCGGGCGCCUUCACGCGCAGGUACACCAAUGCUUGUACGACAAACCCCAAAGCCUUCCUAUGUCAACAUUCCCACCUCCAAGCUGGUCGCCAACCUCCCAGGCGCGUUCCCGGCAGACUACGCACCAAGUCCGAAAAGUAAUGUUACUAAAGAUGAUUUUAAGCCCGAUGGUCUUAUGUCCCCUCCUCCUCGACGAAUUACCGUACGCCCCUCGGCUCUUCCCCAGCUCCCCGACGUGAGCAACAUCGACAUCUCCUGCGAUCCCUCGGCCGAAUAUGUUGUUAUCAUCUCGAUGUACGAAGUACACAACGACCGAAUUUACGAUCUUCUUACCCCGGCUGUUAAGUCCGGCGCCACAAAAGAAGUGCGACGACGUCCUUUACUCUUCAAGUCAACAGAGCUAUCACCGGACCGAAAGGUUGUCGCUGGCCUUCGAAAGGUCAUCUGCUCCAGUUACAACGAGGCAUUGACCGUCAUUGAGACUGGUCUGCAAGAGCGCCGAGUCACGGGCACCGGCAGCAACAGCGUCUCAAGCCGAAGCCAUGGAUUCUUUGUCUUUGAAGUGAAGAAGCGGACUCGUAGCAGAAGACCUGGUCCCUGGGAGGGAAACAAAUUCACCAUUGUUGAUCUGGCGGGUAGUGAGCGUGCGCGCGAAGCCAAGACGGCGGGUGCUACACUUGCAGAGGCUGGUAAGAUCAAUGAGAGUUUGAUGUAUCUAGGCCAAUGCCUUCAGACACAGAGUGAGGCAGCUAGUUCCAGCAAGCCCAACAUUGUCCCCUUCAGACAAUGCAAACUCACCGAGCUCCUCUUCUCAAACUCAUUCCCCUCAUCCUCAACCUCUCACUCCCAAGCUCCCCGUCGCAACCCCCAAAGAGGCGUCAUGAUCGUUACCGCCGACCCUCGCGGCGACUUCAACGCUACAUCUCAAAUCCUUCGAUAUAGCGCCCUCGCUCGUGAAGUCACAGUCCCUCGCGUCCCCUCAAUCACAACAACCAUACUCGCCCAACCACCACAAAUGGCUCAAAAUCGCUCUGUCAGCCCAACGCUUCCUCAUCCACGACCGUUCAUGCCCGCUGGCGGAGGAUCGUAUAGAAACUUCUCUCCACCAAUGAGCACGGAUGAACGGGCAACCAUGGAAAUUGCAGCGCUUGAGAUUGCGCGUCUUAGUGAUGAGGCCGAUCAAUUGCGCGAAGAAGUCGAUCGUCAGACUGAAGCGCGUGUCGCAGCUGAAGCUCACCUUCUCACCAUGGAGGACCGCAUGCUUGAUCUCGAAGCAGCCAUUCGCGAAGAGUGCGCCAUGGAGUUCGAGCAACGUCUUGCUUUAGAAAUGGCCCGCUGGAAGAAUUCCAUGGCUAUCGAGCAAGAACGUACCGAAGAGCACUGGGAUCGUAAAGUCGAAGUCCUCGAGCGCGGUCUCGCCUCUGACGAAGAUUGCGAUAAAGAAAACGUUCUUAUCGAAGAUCUCGAAGAGGAAGUGGAUAGACUCCGUCGCGAAAACGGUAUUCUCAAGCGCGAGCUCGCCUCCCGCAGCCCCACUAAGCGCAAGCCCCUCGAGGAGCGGGAGGACUUUGCGCAUGCUUCUAAACCAUCUCGCGGCGAUAGCAUGACCAAUUUAGGGCGCAAGCUGGAGCGCAUGCGCGUCAGUGGUGAAAAGGCACGCCCAGUACCUGUCAAUGGGAACGGCAGCCCAAAGAAGAUGCGAAAGUUGGGGACGAAGAAGUGGGAGCAUGAGGAAGACGAGCUGUCUUAG
Fusarium redolens is the source of this 2292-nucleotide messenger RNA. RefSeq names its product P-loop containing nucleoside triphosphate hydrolase protein. The record is from RefSeq and is a predicted model, not a curated record. Gene Ontology annotation, molecular function: ATP binding; microtubule motor activity; ATP hydrolysis activity. Gene Ontology annotation, biological process: microtubule-based movement. Gene Ontology annotation, cellular component: nucleus; microtubule; kinesin complex. Lineage: Eukaryota; Fungi; Ascomycota; Sordariomycetes; Hypocreales; Nectriaceae. The transcript is spliced from 4 exons. Bases 1 to 2292 code for a protein of 763 amino acids.